AUGCUCAAAAUCCUCUCCUACGCCCGCUAUAAAAACUCAUCAGACACUCUCAGGCGUGGAAAAGUCUGCCUCUGUAGUUCUGCAUCAUUUAUUCAAAUCCAAAGAUGCCUUUUCACAACUCAUAUGUCAAAAAUGAAUGCGGAAAUGGGUAAACAAAAUGUUACUUAUAAAGUAUCGUCCCGUAAACCACUUAGUCAAGACUACAGAGAAUUUCUCUCCAGGGCCCUGCGUGUGAACCAAGCAGGCGAACUUGCUGCUACGCUAAUUUACAAGAGUCAAAUACCACCAUUAGUCGCUGCACACCCGAGUCUUAGAUCACUCAUGCAGCACAUGUAUGAUCAAGAAGCUGGACAUCUUCAUAAAUUCAAUCAGCUUAUCGCAAGACACCGUGUUCGUCCCACAGCCAUGUAUCCGGUAUGGACGAUAGCAGCAUCUGUUCUAGGAUGGGGUACCGCGAUGAUGGGACGUGAAGCAGCAAUGGCAUGCACCGAGGCUAUCGAGACAGAAAUUGGGAGUCAUUAUAACUCCCAGGUUCGAAAAUUACUUGAAAUGUCUACCAAAAUGAAGGAAGAUGGAAAAGAUUUAGGUCCAGACUUAGAGGAGCUGAUACGUACUAUUCGGCGGACUAGAGACGAAGAAUUAGAACAUUUAGAUCAUGCUGUUGAAAAUGAUGCCAAAGAAGCAUCAUCUCACGGGUUGCUUAACGGAAUAAUCCGAGCAGGAUGCAGGGGUGCGAUAUGGGUAAGUGAGCGUGUUUAA
This is a messenger RNA of Blumeria graminis f. sp. triticale, 759 nucleotides long. Lineage: Eukaryota; Fungi; Ascomycota; Leotiomycetes; Helotiales; Erysiphaceae. The record is from the annotation of a GenBank genome assembly.